CCACAGUGUCUCCUGUGCCCCCCCUCCCACGGUGUCUCCUGUGUCCCCCCUCCCACACAGCGUGGGGAGACGACUAAUAGUCGUCUCCCCACGCUGUGCUGGGGGGACUUUUUAACAUAGGCCUCUGUAUGGCCUUCAAUUUAAGCUGCUUACGCUUCGCCACUCUGCCAUGGGCCCCCUGUACCGCCUCCUCUUGCUGCUGCCAGGUCCAGAGUGUGUCAUGGGUCCCUGUACGGCCUCCCAUUGCUGCUGACUUCAUCGCCAGACUCUGCCAUGUGCCACUUUCAGGGUCUCCUUACACUGUUGGUGGGUUCCAUUUUGUG
This is a messenger RNA of Staurois parvus, 323 nucleotides long. The record is from the annotation of a GenBank genome assembly. NCBI's taxonomy places the organism in Eukaryota, Metazoa, Chordata, Amphibia, Anura, Ranidae.